Bolinopsis microptera is the source of this 3081-nucleotide messenger RNA. Its product is annotated as mitogen-activated protein kinase kinase kinase 7-like. The record is from RefSeq and is a predicted model, not a curated record. Lineage: Eukaryota; Metazoa; Ctenophora; Tentaculata; Lobata; Bolinopsidae. The transcript is spliced from 2 exons. Gene Ontology annotation, biological process: immune response; protein phosphorylation; JNK cascade. Gene Ontology annotation, molecular function: magnesium ion binding; ATP binding; MAP kinase kinase kinase activity. Bases 18 to 1319 code for a protein of 433 amino acids.
UUCAGGAUCAGGAUGUUAUGGGUUCUCAAAGAUUUCAUGAUUCACUGCCUAAGACGACUGUAGAGAUCGACCCGAAAACAAUUCAGAUUCUUAAUGUAAUAGACAGAGGAAGCUAUGGGACAGUGAAGACAGCAUUUUGGGAUGACAAAGAGGUUGCUGUCAAGGUUUUUGAAACUCAAGGGGAAAUUGAAGCAUUCCGAACUGAAGUAGAAGUAUUAGGGUCAGUAUCUCACAAAAAUAUAAUUCAUCUCUAUGGGAUGAGUGUGGGUGUUCAAUGUUUGAUUGUAAUGGAACUUGCAACACAGGGCUCGCUGUACAAUUUACUUCAUAAGAGAAUUGAUAUAGGGUACGGCAAGGAGCAUAUGAUAGUGUGGUGGACUGAAAUAACUGAAGCAAUAUCGUACCUUCACAACCGUAGUCCAAAGCCAAUAAUUCACAGGGACUUGAAAAGCUCGAAUAUCCUUCUCAAGGAUGACCAUAUAAAGAUUUGUGAUUUUGGUACAGCUUGUGACAUUCACACUUUGAUGUCAAAUGCCAAAGGAACAGUUGCUUGGAUGGCUCCUGAAGUUAUUACUACCACAGACUACAAUGAAAAAUGUGAUGUUUAUAGUUUUGGAAUUGUAAUGUGGGAAGUACUCAUGAGAAGGGUCCCGUUCAAAGGACUAAAUUCGUUUCAAGUAAUGCAAACAGUUGACAGGAAGAAGAGACCACCUCUGCCUAAAACAGUUCCAACAUCAAUCAGAACAAUGAUUCAACUAUGCUGGUCCCAUGAUCCGACUUCUCGCCCCUCAUUCACCUCUCUUUGCAAGUUGUUGAAUAAAAUAUGGGAUUCCAUCAGUGAUUUAGAGCUGGAAGCUCAACCUCCAGCUCCAAACCCUGCUCCCACCACUCCCGAAGCUGGACCUUCACGAGCUGGAAAUAUUGGACAACCAUCACCUCCUCGCUUUCCCAUUACCCCCGGCUCCUGUAGCCCCUCUCCCACAGUUGCUACAUACCCUCCUGUGGGCCAAUCGACCCCAAAACUUAAAGAUGAUGAGGAUGCACUGAUAAGGCCUUAUAGGCACAUUCAAACCAACGUUGAAAGUUGUGAUAUCCAUAAGCAACACUUACAGACUUACGAGGAGCUUAAAAUGUUAAGAAUUCACUUGAACAGAAAAAAGGGGGUCAUCAAGUCGUUGAAGGACAAAUAUAGGGAUUUACAGAAUCAAUCUCAGGGGUUAGAAUCUUCCAAUGAAGGGAAGCAACUAAGGUUAUCAAUAUUGCGAAGUGAGACUGAAUCAUUGAACCAACAGCUCAAUCAUAUCCUUGAUAAUCCAUGACACGUUUUGAUUUGCGAGCUCUUUAUGUUUCAAUUAUGAGUUUAUACCAGGUGGUAAGUAUGGUUUGUGUAAAUUCAUUUGAUUUCUUAAUCGGUUUCAAGUCUGUAAAUUCAUAUGUCAGUAUUUACGUUUACAAUGAAAAGUUUUAACCUUUUUAAACAAAAUUCUGCCUUAACAUGCAGGGUUAAAAUAGUGUGAACUUUUGAGUUCAGUGAUGAAAUAUUAGUUGGUAUUUAAUGUUACGAUAUCAUGCCUUCGAAUUGAUUUUCAGGGGUAAGCUGUAUUUCAAGUUAUAGUUAUUGUGACAAAAAGCAUAUUGUUAAAUGGACAUAUGUUAUAAAACAGACGAUUUAUGGGAGUUAAGGUUUACAAAAAUGUGGGAAAUAAGGGUUUCGAAAAGGAUAGAAUUGGGGAAAAAUAUAAACAUUGACCAACAAAAAAUGAAUCACAGCUCGUACGUAUUGAGCCCUAUAAAUUGUAUCUCACUCAUUGAACGCUGUGUAGAUGAAAGAAUGAAAUGAUAAACAUCUGAACAUUUAACCUAAAAGUCAAUACACGGCUGGUUGUUCCAAAAAUCUGUCCUUUUUGUCUCAAAACAUCGUCCAGGAGGUGUAAUUUAAACGUUAAAUUUAUUGACCUUAGUCGGUAGUGGUAUUACAUUUACAUGGUGGAUCACUACGUCAGCAAUAAUACAGAGUAAAUAGUACUGUAAUAGUACAGUGUUUUGUGCGCAACGAUGUUUUUAUUCGCAGUUAAAAUAUGUAACUUGGAAUAUUUUGAAGUGAUUAUCGAUGUCAAAUAAGUUAAAGGUUACAGGAAAAUGUCAGAUCGGACGACUGUUUGUGCUGCAUGAUCAAUUAAUGUUUCUAUUUUGAUGGUUCUUUUCAGUAAAAGCUUACCCGCUAACCAUGGGGCGUCGUGUAAGUUAAAGUGGAUGUGUGUGUGUGUGGGCUUGAAUUCUGUAGUGAUUAUUUGUAUUGAAGAUUUCGCUUUAGCUGCAAUUGCAUGUUUUUGAUGUUGUUUGGUGUAGUUUUCGAGGAGUUAUUAGAUUUUGUUUGAUGAAAUAUUUGUUGAAAAACUUGUUGAAGAGCAAAAUUUCGUAAUUAAAACUAAUAUUUUAGAGUUAAAAUGUUCACCGUUCAGAAAUCUGUGUAAGAUAUAGCUUAUCACAGGAGGAAGUUUUUUACUGUCUGUAUCUUGCCAGCAUAUUUUCAAGUAGACUUGAUCACCAUCCGGAGGGAGGUGAUCCAUUUCUCCUCAAUAUAUCAAGAACUCCGUGGUAUAAAGUGUUUGUAAAGGACGUGUGUAUAAAGUAUUAAGUAUGAAUUUUAAAACAACGUACAGGUAUUAUCUAAAAUGUUGCUUUCACCUUCCGCCAGGUAAUCAAGUCUGUAGUGUGAUUUGUAUGCUUAUCACAGCACAAAGCUCCCAAAUAGAAGUAUUAUUUUUCAGUUUACAUUUUGAAUGCAAUUAUAUUUGGAUCAUGUCCAGAAGCUGCAAUAUUAGUUUUUCAUAAUUUGGACAACCCUCUUACCUUGUUGGGAGAUGUGUGCUUUAGCUUCAUUUAGUUGACUAAAAUAAUAUCAAUUUGACAGCUUGUUUAGUGACCUCAUGUUCCCGUCACUGUACUACUUAACGCCAGUAAUUCUUCCUUGGGCGGUGGUCUUCUUAAAUACAACCAUUUCCGUUCAUAUUUCAGUUCGCCCAGAUUUUUUGUUAUUGGCUACCUAGUUGAUAUUUGCCAUUUAUAUAGUUUCUUAUC